UGUUUGUUUGUUUGUUUUUUCUUUUAAAAGAUGACAUGUAUAAUGUAUUGUCAUUUCGUUAUACAGACAGCCGUGCUUCCACGACACGCCACGCCGUUCGUGGUAAGAAAAGGAGUGGGGAAAAGAGAUAAUCUAACCAAACCUUAUCUCGCUUCCCUUCCCGCGCCCAUGGCAAUGGCUGCCGCUCCUCACAGUCAUCACACUCCAGUGGGGGCCGCAGCGGCCACGUCCGCCGCCGUAUCCAUGCCCUGCUGCUCCUCCGCUUCCUGUUACGACGACAAGGACGGCGACCCGUCCUCCUCCUGGUCGCUGUCCUCGCCGCGGCGCCGGCAGCCGUACCGGCGCCUCCUCCGCGACGAGGCGCAGCGGCUCCGGCGCGCGCGGCGGAGCCAGGGCCCGGGCGCCGACACGCCGCGGUGGGUGCGGCGCACCACGGAUCAGAUGGCCCGGUACAUCGAGGACGACCGCGCGGGGCACGUGUACGGGCGGCACGUGGUCGCCGCCGUCCGCGCGGUGCGGGCCACGGCGUCGCGCCCGUCCGCGGACAUGCGCCAGGCCAUGGCGUCGUUUGUUACCAGGCUCACCUUCCGCGAGAUGUGCGUCGUGCUCCGCGAGCAGCGCGGCUGGCGUCAGGCGCGCGACUUCUUCGCUUGGAUGAAGCUCCAGCUGUGCUACGAACCAAGCGUCGUCGCCUACACCGUUCUGCUGCGGUUGUAUGGCAGGGUCGGGAAGGUGAAGCUUGCCGAAGAGACGUUUCUUGAGAUGCUCCAGGUUGGCUGCGAGCCUGACGCCGUGGCGUGCGGGACCCUCCUGUGCGCGUACGCUAGGUGGGGGCGGCACGAGGACAUGAUGCUGUUCUACUCGGCGGUGCGCGGGCGGGGCCUAGUCCCUCCGAUCUCUGUCUACAACUACAUGAUCUCGUCUCUGCAGAAGCAGAAGCUGCACGGCAAGGUCAUCCAUGUGUGGAAGCAGAUGCUGGAAGCUGGCGCGCCGCCUAACCAAUUCACCUACACAGUCGUCAUCGGCUCCCUUGUGAAGGAAGAUCUCCUGGAGGAGGCCGUCGAUUUGUUCGGUGAGAUGCGGCGGCGUAGGUUCGUUCCGGAAGAGGCGACUUACAGCCUGUUGAUCAGUGCGAGCUCCAGACAUGGCAAAGGAGAACAGGCGUUGCGGCUCUUCGAAGAGAUGAAGGGCCAGGGAAUCGCCCCCAGCAACUACACCUGUGCGUCUCUCUUGGCACUGCACUGCAAGAACGAAGACUACCCAAAGGCUCUUGCUCUCUUCUCUGACAUGGAAAGCAGCAAGGUCAUUCCUGACGAGGUCAUCUACGGGAUUCUUAUCAGGAUAUACGGGAAACUCGGGCUUUACGAGGAGGCACGUCAGACGUUUGGCGAGAUCGAGAAGGCAGGUCUUCUGAACGACGAGCAGACUUACGUGGCAAUGGCUCAGGUCCACCUGAACGCUGGAGACUGUGACAGAGCACUGGAGGUGUUAGAAUCUAUGAAGACGAGAGGCGUGAAGCCUUCGCGCUUCUCUUACAGCGCUCUUCUCAGAUGUCACGUCGCAAAGGAAGACGUAGUCGCCGCAGAAGACACCUUCAGAGCUCUCUCCCAGUCCCAGCACGGCCUCCCUGACGCGUUCUGCUGUAACGACAUGCUCAGGCUGUACAUGAGGCUGGGACGUCUAGACAAGGCCAGGGCACUGGUUUCGGUGCUGCUGAGGGAAGAUGGUUUCCAGCUUGACGAGAACCUCUCUACGACAGUGAUGGAGUUUUACUGCAAAAGCGGUAUGGUUGAGGACGCAGAGAAGUUACUCGAAGAUAUUCAGAGGAACAGGAAACCCGUGAAGGUUCCAACGCUGCUUUUGCUUGUAGAGAUGUACGCUAGAAACAGACCCAGUGUGGUUCUGGAAGAACGCAGCUCGUCGAGGGCACUCGGCAGUUCAGCAGCUAGCGUGGCCUUGAACUCCCUGUUGGACAUGCCUGGGGGCUUGUCCAGUGUGUCCCUACUGAUCAGCAGAUUGGCUAGGGAAGGGAGCACAGAUGAGGCGAGAUUCAUUUACGAUCAGCUGACUGAACUGGGAACCAAGCCUGACGAUUCGGCGGUCGCUACUCUGAUCGUCCAGUAUGGCCAGGCAAAGCAGUUAGAGCGAGCACAAGAACUAUUCGAUUCAGCGUCAGCGUCGUUCCCAGAUGGGGCGCUUGUCUGCAACGCCAUGGUCGACGCGUUCUGUAAAUGUGGCAGAGCUGAGGACGCGUACCAUCUUUUCAUGGAGAUGGCUGAUCAAGGCAGUUACAGAAAUGCUGUGACAGCUAGCAUUCUUGUCACUCACCUGACUAAGCAUGGGAAAUUUCAAGAGGUUGAGAACAUCAUGCAUGGCUGUUUCCGAGAUGAAGUCCAGCUCGACACUGCCUUGUACAACACAUUUAUCAAGUCGAUGCUUGAAUCAGGUAAACUGCAUUCGGCCGUCAGCAUAUACGAUCGCAUGGUAUCCUCUGGCGUUUCUCAGUCCAUGCAGACGUUCAAUACAAUGAUAAGUGUUUAUGGCAAAGGAGGAAAGCUGGACAAGGCCGUUGAGAUGUUUGCUGCUGCGCAGGAGCUGGGCCUGCCGAUCGACGAGAAGAUGUACACGAACAUGCUUAGCUUAUAUGGGAAAGCCGGCAUCAAGAGGCGUCUUUGAUGUUCAAAAGAAUGAAGGAAGAUGGCAUCAGACCUGGAAAGAUCAGCUUCAACUCCAUGAUCAAUGCCUACGCCACUUCAGGACUGUUCAGCGAGGCGAAAAGCGUGUUCCAGGAGAUGCAGGACUGCGGGCACGCCCCCGACUCCUUCUCCUACCUCGCGCUGAUCAGAGCGUACACGGAGGCUAAGCUGUACACCGAAGCAGAAGAAGCCAUCCGGACGAUGACGCUGAGCAGCAGCAACACGACCCCUUCCUGCCCGCACUUCAGCCACCUGAUUCUCGCGUUCUUGAAGGAAGGCCGGGUCGGUGAAGCCCGGAGGAUCUACGGCCAGAUGAUGGAGGUAGGCGUGGCUCCUGACCUGGCCUGCUGUAGGGCCAUGAUGAGGGUGUACGUGGACCGCGGUCUCGUCGACGAUGGCAUCUCGCUCUAUGAGACGACGUGUGGGUCGUUGAAACCUGAUAGCUUCGUCUUGAGCGCUGCGUUUCAUCUGUAUGAGCGUGCGGGCAGGGAGUGUGAAGCCCAGGGUGUCCUGGAGUCCAUCAGUGCGAGUGGUACCUCCUUCCUGAGGAACAUGAAGAUUGGAUUUGGAUCGUCUUUAAGAAGUUAGAACUUAAACAUGCUAGUUUUUCUCUUUUUUUUCAAGUGUUUGGGUUAAAUAUCUUAACUUAUAUUCUAGCUUUUCCAAUAUUUGGCUUAAAUACUGCUAGACAUUCCCACACAUGUAAAUAAUUUAGUAAGGACUUCCUCUUAGUCCAUAAUUCAUAUGUGUUUUAGGCA
Molecule: messenger RNA, 3454 nt
Organism: Zea mays
Lineage: Eukaryota; Viridiplantae; Streptophyta; Magnoliopsida; Poales; Poaceae
Exons: 8
Coding region: 31-2676 (881 amino acids)
Biological process (GO): RNA processing; mitochondrion organization
Cellular component (GO): mitochondrion
Molecular function (GO): mRNA binding; protein binding
Source: RefSeq, a predicted model, not a curated record